GAAAACUGGAUGAGCAGGCCGAUAGACAACAUUCCCCUGUGGUCUCUGCUUCAGUUUCUGCCUCAAGUUCCUGCCUUUAAUUCCUGCCCUGACCUCCCUUCACGACAGACUGUAACCAGAAAGGACAUUGCUUUCUUCAAUCAAUCAACAUGAAUGCAGUGGCAGACACAGCCAUCUUUUUUGGAAAGUUUCUAUACUACUUUUUAGAAUCUUUAGUCUUCAAGAUAAUCCCUAAAGGAAAAAAGAACGUUUCCGGAGAGACUGUACUUAUAACAGGAGCUGGGAGUGGACUUGGAAGGUUACUGGCCAUACAUUUCGCCAGCCAUGGGGCCAAUUUAGUUCUCUGGGAUAUUAAUCAAGAAGGCAAUCUGGAAACAUGUAGACUGGCCAAGGAAAAAGGUGACGUGAAAGUCUAUGCUUAUAAAUGUGACUGCAGCGACAGGAGAGAGGUCUACAGGGUUGCUGACAAGGUUAGAGAAGAAGUCGGUGAUGUCACAAUUCUCAUUAAUAAUGCAGGUAUUGUAACAGGGAAGCCCUUCCUUGAGAUUCCAGAUCACAUGGUGGAAAAAUCAUUUCUUGUCAAUGUCAUGUCUCACUUCUGGACUUGUAAGGCCUUCCUUCCUGCCAUGAUUAAAGCUAACCACGGUCACCUGGUCUGUAUUUCAAGCAUGGCAGGGUUAGUCGGUAUUAAUGGACUAUCAGAUUAUUCUUCAAGCAAAUUUGCAGCCUUUGGCUUUGCCGAAUCUCUCUUCCUUGAAUUAACUAUGAUAAAGAAAACUAAAGUUAAAAGCACCAUUGUUUGCCCCUAUUUCAUCAAAACUGGAAUGUUUGAAGGCUGUACAACCAAGUACCCACUUCUUUUACCUCUCCUGGAGCAGGAGUACGCGGCCAAAAAAGUUUUCAAUGCUAUUUUAGAGGAACAAGUUUACCUCCUCAUACCCAAGUUUUCAUAUGUUGCAUUGAUUCUCAAACAGAUAAUAUCUCCAAAAAUGAUGAUUGCCCUUGGUGAGUACCUUGGCAUGGACAGCUGUAUGACUUCAUUCACAGGGAGAGCAAAAGCAAAGGAACUGCAUCCUGAAGCAGAAAGGAAAGAGCAGUAGCUCUGGCCUUGACCAUGAUAAUCACAUAGAGUGAUGAGAGAGUAUGCUGUUGGGAAUGCCCCUAGUAGUUGUAGCAUGUCCUUCUACCUGGGACCACCCAGGCUUUGGAAAGUAUAUACCUUCCCUUUCCAGGAGACAGUUUGCACAUAGCUCUUUCUCUUUCUCUUCUCUCUCCUCAGUUUUCUUUCUUUCUUUUUUUUCAUUCAAGAUCUCAAUAUACUGUCUAGGCUGGCCUUUCAUGAUCCUCCUUUCAUAAGCCUCAGCCUUUGAGGGCUGGGUUGGUAGAUAUUUAUCACCUUUCCCAGCCACACUGAUAUUCUUCUAAGCAUUUAUACUAUCUAUCUAGAUUCCCAUAUAAUUCUUUCGUUUGGUACAUAAAAAUUUUGCAAUCUUUUCAGUGAACUCUGAUCAUAUUGUAUUUAUAGAAUGUUAAUGCAAAUUAGCCCUAAUCUCAUUUUAAAAUAGAAUAUAAGAUACUUCCAGGAAAGAUGUAAUUAUAAGUAAUGAACUUGUAAAUCAGUGUUGAGAACUGAUAAAUUUUCAAUAUCUGAUAUAGUAUACAUGUUAAUUUUAUAGUUAAAAUGUUUACUUCAAAAACUGAAGAUGGAUUUGUAUUGCCUAUUAAUCCCUACUGGAUUUAGGUGAUCGCAUGAAGAUUGUUAUUGCGACCAAAACUGAACAUGCUUAUUGUAUUAAAGAAAUCUGUAACUUAUCAGUUUUGUUUGUGUCUCAAUGUGUUAAAGAAUUCUUCACUCUUUUACUUCUUAGGAAAAGUAAUUGCUGUAGACCUUAUAUACUCUGCUGUCUUAUAAAUAAAAUAUACUUUUGUAAUAA
This is a messenger RNA of Meriones unguiculatus (Mongolian gerbil), 1934 nucleotides long. RefSeq names its product short-chain dehydrogenase/reductase family 16C member 6. The transcript has 7 exons. Gene Ontology annotation, molecular function: oxidoreductase activity, acting on the CH-OH group of donors, NAD or NADP as acceptor. The coding region runs from base 150 to 1100 and encodes 316 amino acids. The record is from RefSeq and is a predicted model, not a curated record. Lineage: Eukaryota; Metazoa; Chordata; Mammalia; Rodentia; Muridae. Gene Ontology annotation, cellular component: lipid droplet.